GGUUACCUUUAAUUAUAAUUACCUGACAAAUCUCGAUAUUAAAGAUAAUAUAUUAAUUGAUGAUAAUGAUCAAAAAUCAGUUAUAAAACAUACAAUCUCAAGAAUUAAACAAUUACGUCCACCUUGUGAAUUAACAGAUGUAAUGAUUGAAUUAUACUCGUUGGUUCCGCUUUCUCAUCCGGAUGAUAGAAUCGUUUUGUUAGGUGAUUCAGUUCAUGCUAUGAAUCCACGAUUAGGAUUAGGUGUAAAUAAUGCAUUACAGGACGCCGACCUUUUGACCAAGAAAUUACUUAAUUAUGAGAAUGACAAUUUAACCUCGUGCAUUCAACGAUACAACGAACAAAUGCGAACUCAAUCAUCUAAAGAUGUUAUGGCAUCACGUAGCAGAGUACUAAGGCAACGAAAUCCAAAAUUACACUUAUUCAGUGGUGAGUAG
Messenger RNA from Racocetra persica, 436 nucleotides. Lineage: Eukaryota; Fungi; Glomeromycota; Glomeromycetes; Diversisporales; Gigasporaceae. The record is from the annotation of a GenBank genome assembly.